Podarcis raffonei (Aeolian wall lizard) is the source of this 3668-nucleotide messenger RNA. RefSeq names its product bone gamma-carboxyglutamate protein (gene BGLAP). Lineage: Eukaryota; Metazoa; Chordata; Lepidosauria; Squamata; Lacertidae. The transcript is spliced from 4 exons. Gene Ontology annotation, molecular function: calcium ion binding; hydroxyapatite binding; structural constituent of bone. Gene Ontology annotation, cellular component: extracellular region. Gene Ontology annotation, biological process: regulation of bone mineralization; regulation of cellular response to insulin stimulus; osteoblast differentiation. The record is from RefSeq and is a predicted model, not a curated record. The coding region runs from base 3082 to 3393 and encodes 103 amino acids.
ACAAGCUGCUGCUUCUUGGCUUCAAUGCACUGGCAAAAUCCUGUCUGCAUUUCAGGGAUAAUACUGAUCUUAUGGGCCUCUUGAAAUGCUUGUGGAAUGUAGGAAGCAUGCCAUUUGUGCAUCCAGCUCAUUAUUGCAACUUCUCUUCAGAGUUCCCCGCAGGGCUCUCCUGGAGAUGCCAGGAAUUGAACCUGGAACCUUCUGCAUGCAAAGCAGGUGCUCUGCCACUAAGCUAUGGCCCUUCCCAUGGUGGGAUGUGCAGUGUUUUCAGCAUUCUGAAGCAUUGCAUAAAUGCAAAAACUAUUUAUUUUUAGGAGAUUAGAAUUCCAUGCUGUUUGCCCCAUCCCAGUGUUGUGACUGCCUGGUUUUGGAGCAGAAUAGGGGUGGCCUUUCACAGCCCCAAAGCAACAUUAAUCCAGUACAACGUGGCACUGGAGAGAGCCUGCUUUCUUGGCAUGGUUCUCUUCCCAUGCGUUUGCUAGCGAUUUGCAUCCAGGGCAAGUGAGGGCAAAAUACCCCGUCCCAUUUCCUCUCCCAAGAUCUGGAGGCCAUCCUGGGGUUUUGGAGCUCAGCAAUGUGGCCUGCUGUGAUCGGAUGAGGGAAAAGAAAGAGCCAAGGGCAAAUUAAAUCUUUAAGUUUCUCUUUGGCCCUGAACACAUCUGCAUGGAAAGGAAAACCCCACAAAUCUCUGCAGUUUGUGGGUAAAUUACAGGCUUACAGGCUGUUUCCUCCUCUGCCCCUGGUUGCGAGUUGCUCUUGGCUCAGAGCCAGAUCUCCUUUCUUCAGGGGCAGAUUUCUUUAAGGGUGAGGCGCAGUCCUUACAUGGAAAGGACUUCCGUGUCACAAAAAGAGCAUGGAAAACGAAGAUGACUGCCUGUGGGCCUAUUUCCUAGGUCUGGGCUCUGCUUGCAAGCUGCUGUUAUUGCCCCCUGACUUUAUGUAGGUAGCCCUCCUAUGCCAGCUCCUAGACCCUCCAACCAUCUUUCCCAGGCAUUGAAUGUGGUCCUCCAAGCAUCUCUUUCCAGCCUCCUGGACUCCCCAGACCAUGCCCAUCACUUGCCCCUGCUCUACAUUCUCCUUAAGUGCUUUUUUUGCCUGGCUGGGGUGUGAUCUUAAUGACUGCAGCCUCCUGUUGUCUCACCUUCAUUCCCUCACAUCCACCCAGUGCUCUGCUGCCAAAAUUAUUCACCUCCUUGUUACUUUGAUGAUGCCAUGCUCUCCCCACCCUUAAUUCCUUACACUGGUUUUGUGUCUGCUCCUGGAACCUUUGGAGCCCUCUGUGCCUCCCUAUUUCUGUGUUUAUUUCUAGAGAGGUCCCAUCCUGUGACCCUCACUCAUCUAUUGCCGCUGCCCUCCGUCAUUGAAAAUCCCUUGUUUCCUCAAAUGACUCCACCCAUUUCCUCUCACUGCCUUUUAUGCCUGGAACUCCCUCCUGGAACAUCUUUGUGUGACCACCUCCCUUAUUUCCUUUCAAAGCCCCUUCUCCAAAUUUACCUUUUCCAGGAAGCCUUUGGAUCAUCCACACCUUGGUCCCUAACCCUUUGGCCAAUCCAAAGUACAUGCAAUUGAAACAGCCACAUAUGCCUCCCCUGCUUACCUGUGUGCCUCCAUUCUCCCCUUCCUCUGUUGGUUGUUUCUUGUGUCUGUUUUAGAGUGUAAGCCCUUGGGGCAAGGACCUGGCCUUCCUGUUAUUUGUAAAGUACCAUGGUGCUAUAUCAAUUAAGAAGAAUAGAAUCGGAUUAUAGGAAGUUGUGUGAAUAGAAACAUCCAAAUGCUUCGGCACCAUUUUACCUCCCAAACUAAUUGUCUCUUGCUUAUAUCUGCCUUGCGACAUCCCUUAAAGAUCAUGAAGUAGAGAUUAAGACAGUGAGAGUGGUAUGUCUAAAUCCACCUUCUGUGCAGUGCUCAGAUUGCAGAGAGGAAGAGGGCCUCAAACCCACAAGCCCUACUUCUCCCAAUUUUAGUGAAACCGUAUCUCUAACCAUAUCUUAUAAAACCUACAGCUUAAGCAGGAGGCUGGCUUCACUGCCAUUCACAAACUCUUAGUGAGUUCAUAGCAGGGGCAAGAUUCAGUCUGGGGACUUUCCUGAUGCAUUGCACUGUCUCUUAACCAAAAACCUUUUAUGGGAAUAAUAAUUGGAGGCAUGUGAAUUGCUGACCAAAGCGACAGCUGAAGAGGAGCUUCGCUGCUUGCACCUGAGCUGCUGCAGCACACCAGGAGGUCAAAUCUUCGAUCCACACACUGCAUUUAAAGCUUAUUCAGCGUAAAACACACAGAAGCAUAGAAUUUUAGAGUUGGACAAGACCCCGAGGAUCAUCUAGUCCAACUCCCUGCAAUUCAGGAAUAUGCAGCUGUCCCUUACUGGGAUCAAACCUGCAACCUGGGCGCUAUCAGCACUGCUUUCUAACCAACUGAGCUAUCCAGGCUGACUUCCCACAAAGAAUCCUGGGUUCUGUAGUUUAUUAUGGGUGCUAGAAAUUGGUAACUCUAUGAGGAAGGAAACUACACUUCCCAGGAUUAUUUGGAGGGGAGUCACGUGCUUUAAAUUUGUUUCGAAUAUGCUUUCCAAUAUAUAUUGCGUCCCCAGUCUGCUUUGAUUUGAAACCUUUAGCCACCCAACAGCAUGAAAUCUAGGUAGCUGCCUUCCUUCCUGAGCUUUGGGUCCCCAAAACACCCCAACUCCCAGUGCUGCAAAAGCAUCACGGCUUCCCAGUCUGACUGUGGCGUCCAUCCUGCCCUGCCCCUUGCAGGCCAGUGAGCUUGCCUUCUCCAGAUGAUGUCCUUGCCCCCCAAACCACAAUUACUGCUUGGACUUGGCAGCCUUCCUGCCCAGCAGAUGGGCUCCAAAAUAGACCUGGCUUCCUGCCCCUUCUGAGGUUGGAGCGAGGAGGAAGGAGGAGGUCCUGUGGGCUGUCCCUCCUGCCAAGUGGGCUGGGGGGGGCUGGGGGCUGCCAGAACAGUAUAAAUCAGGAGCAGAGACCCAGGAAGGGCACUGCAAGAAGCAACUGGAGGAAGCAAGCAAGCAAUCAUCUCCAGACCUUUAGAGAACAUCUCCCCACUAGCAAACAGCAUCAAUCAAGAUGAACAAGUUGAUUCUGGUGAGCUUCCUGGCAGUGGCCACGCUCUGCCUUUGCCAAGCAGAUGACUCUGCCCCCUCCAACAGUGCCAACGACUCACCCAGCUCUGAAGCUUUUGUCUCCAGGCGCGUCAGUGCUCAAGUAGUGAAGAGACACAAGAGGAACUAUAACAGGUUCUACAACGCUCGUGCUGCCCCAACCCCAGACCCCCUUGAGCCUUUGCGAGAGGUUUGUGAGCUGAACCCCGACUGCGACGAGCUGGCUGACCACAUCGGCUUCCAAGAAGCUUACAGGAAAUUCUAUGGGCCAGUAUAGAGACCCUGCUCAAAUUCCGCCCAGUGUGUGGGACAGAAAAGAGGAGAGUCCCGCUCAGAGACCAGCGUCGGGGGGGGGGGGAGGGAUCUACUCGCUUUGGUGCUACACAGCCCUUGUCUCUUAAGAUCCACAGCAGGGUCCAUGCCUUGAAAUACCCUGAGCAGAUACGGCUUGUAACUACUGUGCCUUUGCUUUCUGGCUGCCUCUGUAAUAUGCUUGCUUAAAAAUUGGUGUUCUAUAAAGAAAAUAUUAAAUAAUUUUAAAACAUAAGCACA